Eucalyptus grandis is the source of this 1467-nucleotide messenger RNA. RefSeq lists its product as uncharacterized. Gene Ontology annotation, biological process: RNA methylation. Gene Ontology annotation, molecular function: methyltransferase activity. NCBI's taxonomy places the organism in Eukaryota, Viridiplantae, Streptophyta, Magnoliopsida, Myrtales, Myrtaceae. The transcript is spliced from 9 exons. The record is from RefSeq and is a predicted model, not a curated record. Bases 63 to 1241 code for a protein of 392 amino acids.
UCGAUGGCGGCGUCGUCCGCUCGUAGCUGGUCGCGCCGCCGCCGCCGCCGCCGCGAUUCCCGAUGGACGGAGCUCCGGCUGCGCCCUUGCCGCGAGAAUUCCUCGACUUCCUUGGCGAGAACGGCCUUGACCCUUCGAUCUACGCCGCCGGCGACCGCGUCCCUCGUUACGUGAGGGUGAAACCUGGAAGCGAGUCGUGCCUGCGAGAGCUCGAAGGCGAGCUCGCGUGCGAGCCGGAGACAGUCGAUUGGUUGCCCGGUUUCUAUUCGCUUCCGCCGCGGGUUCAGAUCGCCGGUACAAAAGCGUACCGCGAAGGCAAACUUUAUGGGAUUGAUGCUGCCUCUGGAGCUGCUGUUUUGGCCUUGAGCAUCGCUGAGGGAGAUCACGUGCUCGAUCUUUGCGCUGCUCCCGGUGCUAAACUUUGCAUGAUGCUGGAUGCUCUUGGCGAUUCAGGGUCCGUCACUGGUGUUGAUGUUUCUGAACACCGUUUGGCAGCUUGUAGAACAAUGCUGCAGAAGUAUGCCAUAGGUGACUGGUGCCGAUUGUUUGUUGCUGACGGAACAACGUUUUCUGUCAUUCCUGCUAGGGUUCAUUCCUACAAAUCAUGCAAAUCCACGACAAAUGAAAAGGCUCAAACGUUCCAAGAAUGGACUUCUAGGAGGCCAUGGAAAGAGAGGAAAAGAGCGGCAAAAGCCCGACAAAGUGCUACUUCCAAGUCUCGCCUGGGAUUUCAAUAUCCUGAGAUUAUAUUCUACGGGAAGCAUUCUGGAGUUGUUGGCCUUAUCAAAGAUGACUUGUAUCGGACUGUGUCUGACAAUGAGCUUCUGAACUGCGGCUAUGACAAGGUUCUUGUUGAUGCAGAAUGCACUCAUGAUGGUUCGAUAAGACACAUUCAGAAGUUUGAGCAGUGGGGAUGGGAAACUCUUCAACAACGUGUACUGAAUGCGGAGAGAACCGAUAACCUGACAUUGCUGCAGUUAAAGCUCUUAAUCAAUGGCUUCAGGUUGCUGAAAGUUGGUGGGACACUCGUCUACAGCACUUGCAGUUUGACAGUUGCUCAAAAUGAAGAUGUGGUAGAACAAUUCCUCAAGGAAAACGCAUCUGCUGUGCUGCAGGAGAUUGAUGCUGCGGCAAGUUGGCCCUGCAAGAGUGGUAGGAUACCCAAGACUUUGCGCUUUGAUCCUUCAACUUCUCAAACUAGUGGACUCUUUGUGGCGAAGUUUACAAAAGUUGGCUUGUGACUAGGAGGGAAUUAGACUAAGUUUAUUUAUGAUUCCUGGACCUUAGUGCUCAACACUGCAGUGGUGAUGGAUCGGUAGAUUGUUGUACUUAGUAAUUUGAAGUUUCCAUGAGCUUAGAGCACAGAAAUUUUGUCUUUCUUUUCAGGGAUGAUGCAAAUUGGUGUGAGUUUUUCUAUGCUUGAUAAAACGAUCUUUGAAACUUGAACUUAAAUAGUCAGUUGCACUA